AGCGGUUAUAAAUGCCCGGCACAACCACUGGGCCAUCCUACAGUCGACAUGUGCUAACCGAAAGCAUCAUUACUAUUAGCGUCUUCUAGCGUGUUGUGCUACGAGUGCCCGUACUAUACCAGCAGCGUAGCAUCUGUGUGCCCUUUUUUUCGUGUGCAGUAAGAGUGGAAUACAAGCACGCGUUCGUACAUUUCGUUGGCCAAAUCUCAUUUGGCUUUUUAGAGUAAAUCGAACUGUGAGAUUAACGAGCCAGCGCUAACGACACAAAAUGACGAUCAACGAACGGACGACGCUACUGCCGAAGGAGUACCAGAAGACGUACAGCAUUGCCAUUCCGCAGGAUGAUGUGAAUAAUAAUAUCAGCAACAGCACCAACGACAAUGGCGUACUGAGCGAGUACGACAGCUAUGCACUAACAAAGGACGAGCUGAACAAGUACAUUGACGACCCCUGGUGGAUAAAGAUGCGGUACGGAUGCUUUGCUACCUGCUGGAUCGUCUGCCUGAUUGCGCUGGCCAUUUCACUGUACAUUGCAGCAGAUGCGCUUCAGCAUGAUCUGUGUGGUGCCUCGUUAACCAACAAUAGUACAUCAGCACCGACCGCCGAACUCAGUCCGGACAGUAGCAGCAGUAUCAGCACGACCACGAAUCCUUUCGCAAACGUAGAACCAAGCGGAACGCCUCCUUCGAUCGUGUUUGCUUUGCUAAAUCAACCAACCUCGUAAAGGACAGUGGCGUGCACGGCAGGUUGCUUCGGUUUGAUUUAUAGCCAGAACUGUUUGGUUUUUUCUCGCAUCGCUGUGAUCCCCCUUUAGAGGAAGAAAUUAUUUAUUAUCACUAGACGACCGCAGUAUACACAACUGUAACAAAUAGUGCAAUUUGCACCUGAUAUCGCAUCGAGUCACGUGUUCGAUAGGGCUUGAUUCGAGCAGACAGAAAACCGGAAUUCGACAGCGAACCGUGUGUCGGAUCGUGUUCGAUCUCUUCGUCGAUCGAUCCGGUUCGAGUGGGUAUUUUGUUUCUGUACGCUAGUGAACGAUCAGAUUUCCUUAUCCGCGCUCGUGCCUUUCAGCGGGUAGGAAAGAACGAACGUAAUCUCGAUGAUGUAACUCGGUGGGAAAUUUACUCAUCUCAGGGAUUUGUUUAUACAAACGAGCAUUGCCAGUGUUGACAUGCAUCGAUGCAUCCCGUGCAAGGGAUGGCAUUGACACAUGGGGCAUGCGAUUAUUUAGUCGCAAUUGUAGCCUUUACUAUACACGAAUGAGUCGCUAUUUACGAAGACAGAAUAAAAUGUAAGAAAUAAAAGAAUAAUAUUUACUUGAUUGAAAACAA
This is a messenger RNA of Anopheles funestus (African malaria mosquito), 1331 nucleotides long. RefSeq lists its product as uncharacterized. The transcript is spliced from 2 exons. The coding region runs from base 269 to 724 and encodes 151 amino acids. Lineage: Eukaryota; Metazoa; Arthropoda; Insecta; Diptera; Culicidae. The record is from RefSeq and is a predicted model, not a curated record.